GCAGGGAGAGGGAGAGGGAGAGAGCCAGCGCCGCAUCCCCCGGCCGGGCUAGACCGGACCAUCCCAUCCCAUCCCCGGACGAUGCUGCUCCUGCUGCCGCUGCUGGUGGCCGCCUCUCUACUCCCGGCCGGAGCCAGCGCCGCGCCCAAAGUGGUGAACAUCGGCGCCGUCCUCAGCACCAAGAAGACAGAGAACACCUUCAGGGAGGCGGUGGUUCUAGCGAACCGCAAAUAUGGAGCGCAGCGCAUCCAACUCAACGCCACGGCCGUCACACACAAACCCAACGCUAUCCAGAUGGCGCUGGCUGUGUGCGAGGACCUCAUCAGCAGCCAGGUGUAUGCGAUAUUGGUGAGUCACCCACCUGGCCCUAGUGACCACCUCACGCCCACUCCAGUGUCCUACACGGCUGGCUUCUACCGAAUCCCAGUCAUUGGCUUGACCACACGCAUGUCCAUAUAUUCUGACAAGAGUAUCCACCUGUCGUUCCUGCGCACUGUGCCUCCCUAUUCUCACCAAGCCCAGGCCUGGUUUGAGAUGAUGAGGCGCUUCCGUUGGGGACACAUCAUUCUGGUGGUCAGCAACGAUCACGAGGGCCGGGCCACACAGAAGAAGCUGGAGACACUGCUAGAAGAAAAGGAGUCAAAGAAUAAAAAAAGGAACUUUGAAAACAAGGACCAUCAUUCGUAUGACAGCAGGCGAGGACCAAAGGCUGAGAAGAUCCUGCAGUUUGAACCAGGCACCACAAACAUGACAUCCAUGCUGCUGGAAGCAAAGGAUUUGGAGGCAAGAGUCAUCAUUCUGUCUGCCAAUGAAGACGAUGCCGUGACUAUGUACAAGACCGCCACCCUCCUCAACAUGACCGGGCCUGGUUAUGUCUGGCUUGUUGGAGAGAGAGAAAUAUCCGGCAGGGCCAUGCAACACGUUCCUGAAGGUGUGAUUGGUUUGCAACUUAUCGACGGUAAGAAUGAGACUGCUCACAUUCAUGAUGCGGUUGGUAUCGUGGCUCAGUCCAUCCACGAGCUCUUUGAGAAGGAGAACAUCACUGACCCUCCCAAAGGUUGUGUGGGAAACACCAACAUAUGGAAAACUGGACCUCUCUUUAAAAGGGUGCUGCUCUCCACCAAGUACCCAGAAGGCUUCACGGGACAAGUGGAGUUUAACGAUGAGGGAGAUCGCAAGUUUUCUAACUACAGCAUUGUGAAUGUGCAGAAAGGAAAACUGGUGCAAAUUGGCGUUUAUAACGGCACCAACGUUCUGCUGAACGACAAGAAGAUCAUCUGGCCAGGCAGCGAGUUAAACACUCCCAAAGGCUUUCAGAUGUCAACAAGGUUAAAGAUCGUCAGUAUUUACCAAGAGCCGUUUGUAUACGUGAAGCCAACCACGGCAGAAGGGACAUGUCAGGAGGAAUUCACGAUUCAUGGGGAUCCCAUCAAGAAGGUGAUCUGUACAGGGCCCAACGCCACUGUGCCCGGUUGGCCCAUCGUCCCUCAGUGUUGCUACGGAUUCUGCAUUGAUCUACUCAUCAAGCUCGCCAGCACCCCCACGCUCAACUUCACGUACGAGGUCCACCUCGUCGAAGAUGGGAAGUUCGGGACUCAGGAGCGAGUGAACAACAGCAACAAGAAGGAGUGGAACGGGAUGAUGGGGGAGUUGCUGAGCGGGCUGGGUGACAUGAUCGUGGCCCCUCUGACCAUCAAUAACGAGCGCGCACAGUACAUUGAAUUCUCCAAACCCUACAAGUACCAAGGACUCACCAUCUUGGUGAAGAAGGAAAUCCCACGCAGUACACUGGACUCGUUCAUGCAGCCGUUCCAGAGCACACUCUGGCUGCUGGUGGGGCUGUCGGUGCACGUGGUGGCUGUCAUGCUCUACCUCCUGGACAGGUUCAGUCCGUUUGGGCGAUUCAAGGUGAAUAGUGAGGAGGAAGAGGAGGAUGCUCUGACCCUGUCCUCAGCCAUGUGGUUCUCAUGGGGAGUGCUGCUGAAUUCUGGAAUUGGAGAAGGGGCUCCAAGAAGCUUCUCGGCUCGAAUCUUGGGCAUGGUUUGGGCUGGAUUUGCUAUGAUCAUCGUCGCCUCCUACACCGCCAACCUGGCAGCUUUCCUGGUGUUGGACAGACCCGAGGAGAGAAUCACUGGAAUUAAUGACCCCAGGCUGAGGAACCCGUCGGAUAAGUUCAUCUAUGCCACGGUGAAGCAGAGCUCGGUGGACAUCUACUUCCGGCGCCAGGUGGAGCUGAGCACCAUGUACCGGCACAUGGAGAAACACAACUAUGAGAACGCGGCGGACGCCAUCCAGGCCGUGCGGGUCGGGAAACUGCACGCAUUCAUCUGGGACUCGGCAGUGCUGGAGUUCGAGGCUUCACAGAAGUGCGACCUGAUCACCACGGGAGAGCUCUUCUUCCGGUCUGGCUUUGGUAUCGGAAUGAGGAAGGACAGUCCGUGGAAACAAGCUGUGUCACUCGCUAUCCUGAGUUUCCAUGAGAAUGGCUUUAUGGAGGAUUUGGACAAGACCUGGGUCAGGUACCAGGAAUGUGACUCACGCAGCAAUGCUCCAGCAACGCUCACCUUCGAAAACAUGGCAGGUGUCUUUAUGCUGGUUGCUGGAGGGAUUGUGGCAGGAAUAUUCCUGAUAUUUAUUGAGAUAGCCUACAAGCGCCACAAAGACGCUCGCAGAAAGCAGAUGCAGCUGGCCUUCGCCGCUGUCAAUGUCUGGAGGAAGAAUUUGCAGGAUAGAAAAAAUGGUAGCCCAGAACCUGACCCUAAAAAGAAAGCAGCAUCUUUUAGAUCGCUCACUUCAACACUGACCUCCAGCUUCAAGAGACGUAGGUCUUCCAAAGACACGACUGAACAGUGAUGCUUCUUCCUGCUUCUCCUUCUUUAGAUUAGAAGGUUGUCUUCCCAAGUAACAAUAUAGACCUUUGGGAAUUGCUUCUCCACCUCAGUCUGGCUGUCUAGGACUGACGCAAAGACCAGAAGGCUAGGCUUGAUAAAUUGAAUAUUCAUGAAAACAUAAUUUGAUUAAUCUGGUUGUUUUUCUCUUUGAAUGAUGAAUGAUGUAUGAUCUGGUUAUGUGAAUAAUGGUGACCUCACUGGAUCGUGAGGAAUGGAUACUAUAUGUAAAAGUUUUAAAGUUCUUGCUUUAUUGAAGGAAAGGAUGUUGAUGCAGCAGACUCUGGUCCAUAUUUCCAUGCAGGUUGUGAAAAUCAUUGGGUAUUUACUUAUGUAAGACAGCAAUCUUAUAUUGACUAAUAGAUCAAAACCAUCAUGAAACAAGUUUUAAUGUAAUAGAUACUAGUAUUGUAAUUUGUCCUUUUUAAAAUUAAGAAAUAGUAUUCUAAUUGCAGAUAAGCACAAUUAUUUAUCUGUCAUGGUUGGAUAAGCAAGACAAGAUGUAUUAUUAUUGAAACAAACCAUUCAAAAAUAAAAGUUCAUCAAUGCUAGCCAUGUGUCUAAUAAUGAGUAGAAUAUAGAAUAUAGAUGACUACAAUGAAUGCAUUGAUAAAAAUGGAUGGGUUGGACUGGAAUUAUUUAUUUGGGUGAGAUGCAGCCCACAGUAAAGACUUGUUACCUCAGUAAUGGCACUCAGCAUCUUUAUCCUUUAAUAAAUGGGAGUAAACAUAGCCAUCAACAUUUUUUUCUUAGUGCAAUGUAAUUGUACUAAGUAAUUUAUUUUUGUGGAAUACAAUUAAAAACAUCUGUGGAUCUAUUGUAACAUUUUAUAAAAAAAGAGCUGGGGAUGAAAAUGUGAGCAUAGUGCUCUGAGAGCACAACAUAUGAUCUGGAAAGUUCCACAAGAAAAAAUAGUUUCUGUGAUCCUUUUCAGUAUAUUUAUUCCACUAAAUAACCAUUGGUCGCUGGUUUAGAGACAGUAAAAGCAUCUAUUAGUGUUAAUGUCAUUUAGCAUUAUUUUUGAAAAGCUCCAUUCUCUGAAAUGUUUCAGGGAUUCCCAGUUUACCUUUUGAUUCUGAACCAUCUCAUCCUCAACUAUAAAUUUGACUAUGAAAUAUCACAAAUGUCAAAAAUAUUAAACAGUACACUUGGUUAACGUUGUGCAAUAGUGAAGACAAUGCUGGGCCCCGUACAUUUUUCCAUGGUGCAGUGUUGGGUCAGACACCGAUUUAAACACUAUGGCAGAUGUUUUAAGUACAUAACUAAUUAGGAUUCUGAAGAGAAAUGAAGAUAAACAUGAAUGGCUCAUGAUAAGAUUGUUUCCCCAGAUGGUUAGAUGCCUAAUCAGCAAUCCGUAAAGGGACUGCUGGAGAAUUCCCCCCAAAGGUAACAUUUCUGAUAGGCUGUGAAAUAAUGUCCCCAAAGUCAUCUCCCCAAAAGGUGCAACUGUUGGUUGGUUAACUGGGGUAGUGAACAACUCUCCCGAUUAAAUCAGUGAUCUUCAGCAAGUUGCCCAGUUGAUGCCCACAGUUCACCAAGAAAAUACCAACCCGGCCUGAAUCUGGACUUGGUUCUGGAUAUUUAUCUCUCCUGUUCAACAGGCAUCAAGCCAGCAUUGCCAACAUAGUACCCAACUUGUGUCCAACUCUCAUCUCCACAUUCAUUAGCUCUGCUGAAUGCAAAUAUUAGAUUCCCAUUUCCUCCAUGAGUAAAUAAAAUGUCAAGCUAACAGUUUGACAAAUUCAGUUUAUGUGCAGUGGAGUUGCUGGUUGCCUGUAAGGUUGAGCAAUGACAAGUAGACAUCUAGGGUGAAGGCCACACUAAUUGUUCUGUGUACUUGUGGAAGA
This is a messenger RNA of Leucoraja erinaceus (little skate), 4735 nucleotides long. RefSeq names its product glutamate receptor, ionotropic, N-methyl D-aspartate 1a (gene grin1a). Gene Ontology annotation, cellular component: plasma membrane; neuron projection; synapse. The transcript has 21 exons. Gene Ontology annotation, biological process: ionotropic glutamate receptor signaling pathway; chemical synaptic transmission; monoatomic ion transport. The coding region runs from base 82 to 2853 and encodes 923 amino acids. Lineage: Eukaryota; Metazoa; Chordata; Chondrichthyes; Rajiformes; Rajidae. The record is from RefSeq and is a predicted model, not a curated record. Gene Ontology annotation, molecular function: NMDA glutamate receptor activity.